Fusarium pseudograminearum CS3096 is the source of this 2649-nucleotide messenger RNA. RefSeq lists its product as uncharacterized. The record is from RefSeq and is a predicted model, not a curated record. Bases 1 to 2649 code for a protein of 882 amino acids. The transcript is spliced from 2 exons. Lineage: Eukaryota; Fungi; Ascomycota; Sordariomycetes; Hypocreales; Nectriaceae.
AUGAAUUCUUUUUGGGCCAGAGUUAUAUCGACAGCUCUGCCUGUCAUCUUUCUACUUGCUGUUGGCUUCAAAACACUCUUCCCCGGAAACGAUCCCUACCGCUGUCGUGCUAUCCAAAGCACUGGACGUUGGAUCGAUCCACCCGAUGAAGCAGGGAAUAGAAACCCUUUUCUUCAAUGGCAGCCCAACGGAUGCAUCAUGAGCAAGUAUGAGUCCGAUGAUAUCCGCCGCUGUAUGGAAGGUCGUCGAAUCGUUGUUGUCGGAGACUCGACAUCUAGAAAUGUUGCACAUGCAUUUUCUCGUCUUAUCGAUGCGAAGCGCUCUCAACACGAUCGAGGGUUGGACAGGAUGCCUAAAAACGGGUACUUCAACAUGACAUACUACGGCCAAAUGGUCCAGCGCUUACCCAACAUCUGGCUUUUACCGAAAGAAACAGCUGGUCAAGAAGACUAUGCACACAACAUGGAGCUUUACGCAAAAGAAAAACAAGUCACUCCACCCAUCGAGGAUCAAGAAGGACCUGCAUUAAUCUAUGUCGCUGGUGGUGCCUGGUUCGGUAUAAUGAACGCGACAGGCAAAGCCGACAUCUCAACAAUAGCUAAACAAAAACUGACAACUACCAAUUACGGUCGCUUUACGACGAAAAUGUAUAAUCUUCCUUGGGAUCGUCGCUUCAGUACAUACAAGGAGUACAUGUCCAUAAUCGCCGACUUUGUCAAGGACAACACACCAGACAUUGAUCCCUUCACUGCCCCGAUGGACCCAAUCGAUGGAUUGGGCAACCAGAUCUUUUAUGCUCCCCCUGCAGGACCCGUGUAUCAAGGCGAUGACCCCGUGCGCAUCGUCGACUCUACUCGUAGAGCAGGCGAAACCAUCGAGAUGCGAGACUGGCUGAGUGAAGUCGAACCGACUUGGAAACUUCCACUUGUUUGGUCCAUACCAAUGCUCACGUAUGGCCAGAACAAGACUUGGAUGGAUCCUAAUACAUCAGGUGUACACGUCAAGCAUGGCGUCGCAGACACCCGGGCCAAUAUUCUCUUGAACUUGAGGUGCAAUGCGAAACUCGAUCGUAUGAAGUCUUAUCCGUACAAUCGCACGUGCUGCACCGAUUAUGGUAUAAAACCAAUUACUCAACUCGGUAUCGUUGCUUUUGGUAUUGUUUACGUGGUUGCUUGUCUUAUUGGUGAGAUCUUGGAUUUGUACCAUGAUCGAAGCGAGCCAAAAUGGAGACUUUUCAAUAUGAAAGUAGGAUCAUUUAUCCUGGCCCUCCUCAUGUGUUACUACGCGGACCGGACACAGAUGAUGGCCAAGGGUCAAAAACUCUGGCAGCCACUUGACUUUGCCCUUCUCUACGCUCCUUGUGUCGCCAUUCUCCUACUAUCUAUCCGUCGAUCGGGAUCUCCCAUCUCAAUGGACAUGCCUUUAUCCGUCAAGGAACUAGACGAGGCAUUUCUUUCGCGACAUCAAACAGACGAGUGGAAGGGUUGGAUGCAAGCCCUCAUUCUUAUUUGCAACUGGACUGGGGCGACUCGAGAAUCCAAGUCUAUCUACAUCUUGGUCCGACUCUGCGUCGCAGCAUAUCUUUUCCAGACUGGAUAUGGACACACGUUGUACUUUCUGAGAAAAAACGACUUUUCAUUUCGUCGUGUUGGGGCCGUUCUACUGAGAUUAAAUCUUCUCAGUUGUUCUCUGGCGUAUAUCAUGGACACAGAUUACAUGUUUUACUAUUUCUCGCCUCUUGUUUCGUUCUGGUUCCUUGUUGUCUACGCAACGAUGUCAGUUGGCGGAGAGCGUUGCAACAGCGACCCGCAGCUCGUGGUAUCUAAAAUCUUCCUUUCGGGCUUGGUGGUAUCUGCAGUUUUUAUGGGAACGCCAUUCACUGAAUUUGUCUUUGGUCUUCUGAAAGCCAUCUUCAAUAUCCAAUGGAGUCAUAAGGAAUGGCAGUAUCGCGUUACGCUGGAUAUCCUUAUCGUCUACGUCGGCAUGUUGACCGCUGUGGCUACCAACAAGAUGGAGAGGAGUGCCGUUCGUCUUGGUUUUCGGAUUGUCCUUGUUGUCGCUGGCGUGCUAGCUACAACGUAUUACUUCUACACAACUUUACACCUACGAAAAAAGAUGUACAAGAUUUGGCAUCCUCUGGUCUCUUUCAUUCCGAUACUGAUAUUUAUUGGGAUCCGGAAUAUUUCCACUCCUAUCCGGAACUGUCACUCAAAAGCGAUGGCCUGGUUGGGCAGGUGUUCUCUCGAAACGUAUAUCUUGCAAUAUCACCUGUUGAUGGCAGCUGAUACGGAGGGUGUUUUGAUCAUCGAUGGCUUCUUUGGAGAUGGCACAGUGUUGGCAGAUCGAUGGAGGACGCUGGUAAUCAUCGUACCAUUGUUUCUCUGGAUCAGUAAUUCUGUGGCCAAGUCGACAGUCUAUCUCGUUGAUUUGAUCAUGGGUAGUGCAAGUGAGGGAGAAAAGCUAUCUACAGCUUCUUUUGCGUGGUUGGACAAUGUCCCUGGACAUGAAAGGAUCACGGCGCCGAAAGUUCGUGUCGUCUGUAUUUUACUGGCAAUGUGGAUUCUGAACUUGUUUACACCUGGACAUGAAGAGGUUUUAGCCCCAAGUGGUGGCCAUCGUGUCACAUCAGCACCGCUACCACCGUGGUAA